This is a messenger RNA of Erythranthe guttata (spotted monkey flower), 645 nucleotides long. Lineage: Eukaryota; Viridiplantae; Streptophyta; Magnoliopsida; Lamiales; Phrymaceae. The record is from RefSeq and is a predicted model, not a curated record.
AUGACUGACGAAUGUUUAUGCAGAGCUUUCUGCGUAUGCACCAUUAUCGCCGUUGCGGCUCUAUUUCCCCUUUACAUAAUAUUCCAAACCGUCACGAUGACACCCUCGGGCCCACACUUUUACAUCAACGAAUUCUAUGUCCCGGCCCUCGAUCUCUCCCAACACACGGCUUCAAAUAAUAAUAACAAUCAAACCGUAGUAAUUAACCCUUGUCUCUUCCUCGAUCUCGCCUUUGUGAACAUUAUGCUCAAGCAAACCGUACACUACGGAGAUGUCAACAUCACAUUAUCGCACGGUCGGAAGGCCGUAGCGAGUUACGUGGUCCACACCUUCGUCCAGGAGCAUCGUGGCGUGGAGUACAGGCGGGAGGUGGUGGAGAGUCGGGGAGUGCCGUGGGAGAGCACCAAGAAGGCGGUUUCCAAUGGGUCAACUGUGGUUUUCAGGGUUGACUUGGCGACGCUUGUCAAGUUCCAUUCGUUGAAUACGAAGAAGAAGGAUGUGAGGAUUGGGGCUGACGUGGAGGUUGAUGGAACCGGUCUGAAGUUGAAGAGAGAGGAUAUUCGGCUCGACUCUGCUGCUUCGCGGCGUGGGGUGGGGAUUUUUGUUCUGUUUCUCAGCCUUUUAGUUACGCGGCCAUGUUUCUGA